Chrysochloris asiatica (Cape golden mole) is the source of this 886-nucleotide messenger RNA. It is a transcript of the gene NIPSNAP1, whose product is annotated as nipsnap homolog 1 (C. elegans). Gene Ontology annotation, cellular component: mitochondrion. Bases 19 to 867 code for a protein of 282 amino acids. The record is from RefSeq and is a predicted model, not a curated record. NCBI's taxonomy places the organism in Eukaryota, Metazoa, Chordata, Mammalia, Afrosoricida, Chrysochloridae. The transcript has 10 exons.
AACCUGCAUCGCUCCAACAUGGCUUCGCGGUUGUACAGCAUCUCUGCGGCGGCGCAGCGUCUGCUGCGGAGCUCCAGGGCCCGCGCCAGGGACACUACCGCUGCAGCGCGCUUCUAUUCCAAGGACAAUGAAGGCAGCUGGUUCCGCUCACUCUUUGUCCACAAGGUGGAUCCACGGAAGGAUGCCCACUCCACCCUGCUGUCCAAGAAGGAGACCAGCAACCUGUACAAAAUCCAGUUUCACAAUGUGAAGCCCGAGUGUCUGGAUGCCUACAACAGUCUGACGGAGGCUGUACUGCCCAAGCUGCACCUGGAUGAGGACUACCCAUGCUCACUGGUGGGCAACUGGAAUACAUGGUACGGGGAGCAGGACCAGGCAGUGCACCUGUGGCGGUUCUCUGGCGGCUACCCAGCCCUUAUGGACUGUAUGAACAAGCUCAAAAACAACAAGGAGUACCUGGAGUUCCGGAAGGAGCGGAGCCACAUGCUGCAGUCCCGGAGAAACCAGUUACUCUUGGAGUUUAGUUUCUGGAAUGAGCCACAACCCCGCACUGGUCCCAAUAUCUACGAGCUGAGGACAUACAAGCUCAAGCCAGGAACCAUGAUCGAGUGGGGGAACAAUUGGGCCCGGGCAAUCAAGUACCGGCAGGAGAACCAGGAGGCAGUGGGUGGCUUCUUCUCACAGAUUGGAGAGCUCUACGUUGUGCACCAUCUCUGGGCCUAUAAAGACCUGCAGUCUCGGGAGGAGACUCGAAAUGCUGCCUGGAGGAAGAGGGGCUGGGAUGAGAACGUCUACUACACAGUCCCCUUGGUACGGCACAUGGAAUCUCGCAUCAUGAUCCCCUUGAAGAUCUCGCCUCUCCAGUGAUGCUGCGUCUGCCUCUUCC